Messenger RNA from Lytechinus variegatus (green sea urchin), 2363 nucleotides. RefSeq lists its product as uncharacterized. Bases 477 to 2363 code for a protein of 628 amino acids. NCBI's taxonomy places the organism in Eukaryota, Metazoa, Echinodermata, Echinoidea, Temnopleuroida, Toxopneustidae. Gene Ontology annotation, molecular function: Wnt receptor activity; Wnt-protein binding. Gene Ontology annotation, biological process: non-canonical Wnt signaling pathway; canonical Wnt signaling pathway. The record is from RefSeq and is a predicted model, not a curated record. Gene Ontology annotation, cellular component: plasma membrane. The transcript has 8 exons.
GUAGGAAGUCCUUGUCCUCGUUGCUUUUGACCUCCGAAUACAACCUACAAUUGUUUUCCUACCAGGCAAUAGUAAAUAUCCCUACCACUCAACCAACCGAUACAAAGUGUGGGUUCCCAUCCGACCUGGCCUCAACCAGAGUUCGAAAGUAAUCGAAAGCAGAUUUAACUAAUACAACGAGUUCAAUCCAUCCUCUCUUGCCAAUAGACGUUUAUUUUGGCACCUCAACAAGGCUACUAUCUAUAUGAUAUCAACCAUACAAGUGAUGUGGAAGUGUAAUAUCCAUCAAAAUAUAUGACGAAAAAUUUCGUUCAUUUGGUUUCAUAGUCAACAAUAUUGACUUUAUAUCAAAUUCAUUUUGUUGGUACAUCGAUUAGCUUCUUCCAUUUACCUGACAAAUCGGAAAGUUGUAAUCGUCUCUGGUUUUAUUCGUGAUCGACGUCUUCUGGAAGUCGGUAGCAUAGCACAACGUAAGGAUGACAAAGCAUAAACAAGUCAGCGCUUAUAUUGUCUCAUCUUUAAUUUGGGCGUCUGUUUUAUUUCAGGUAUUCCUACUGAUCUCUGCAGGGGGUCCUUACCCGUCAGAGGAUAGGGAGCUCUGCCAGCAAAGCGAGGUGGAUGCAUGCAGGAGACUCGGCUUCCGCAACAUCUCCAUGAGUGACAUAUUUGGUUUGUUUGUCCCUCAGAGCGGGAUCGCGGAUGCAGUAAAUCACAUGAUGCCUCUAGUUGAUACCGGGUGCUCCCGGGACCUUCUUGCUCUGAUCUGCGGUGCCUAUCAUCCACCAUGUGACCAUGAGACGGGGGAGAGGAUGCCCCCAUGCAGGGACGCCUGCAGGAAGAUCAUCAACCAGAAGUGCAAAGGACAGUUGAAGCGUUUGGGAUUCCGGUCAGAGGAAGUCUUGCAAUGCAGGAACUACCCUUCCAAAAGACAGGAGAGGCGAUGUCUGAACGAUCUCAGCAAUUAUCGAGAGCAAGAAAGUACCACCACCAGACCUCCAACACCCACCACUCUUAUUAGCAUGGCAAAUGUUACAUCUAAUAUGACAAUGCCAAACACUACCUCCCAUAUUACCAAUGCAACCACCCCAGCCACUAACACAACCACCAUUGCCGUCAGACCCACGCCGGGAGAGUCCCGCGUUCCUUCUGUUAUUUUCACCCUGGAGCGAUCCGCAUCGAACGACGGCUGGGUGCUAAUCAGGGAACCGAAACCCAGCCUGACUCCCGAAGUCGACGGCUUCGAGGUCGUGUACUACAACGACCGCGGUGAUGACGGCGGUGAAAGGACGAUUUAUGGUCAAGAUCAGAUACAACUUCAUUUGAACUCUGAUGAUGCGUACACUGUCUUGAUCCGAGCCUUCAACGCAACUGACACGGGUGCUUAUCAGGAUGCCCGCAUGGAACCCUACAUUCACCCUCACUGUGAAGAGAUUACAUUUUCAACGUUUCGUAGCCUGUGCAGUAACGUGCAUUACCGCCACGUUCAGUAUUCGAGCGGAACGGCCUUCCCCUCCCAGGCCGCUGCUGCUGGCCUCAUUGCACCAGUCGAGAAGAUACUGAGAACCAUGGAUACCAAGUGUGCCGAUUUCAUGAGACAAUUCUUGUGCACGGUUUAUGCACCGCCCUGUGUCAAGAUGGGACCGCAUGGACCAGGACAUUUGCUACCUUGCCGUGAACUUUGUCAGCGUGUCGUAGACUCGUGCAACGCCGACCCGACAGCGGAGGUUUUCAGUGAAAUGGGAUACCUCAACUGCAGUAAUUUCCCGUCAAUAUUCGACGACAAUGCAACUUGUUAUAGUAAUGAAGUUGAGAUCUCACUGUGGCCUGUUGUUGCCGGAAAAGGUCACCUGAUCAGAGACGAGGGUUCAAAUAUCACCGCUUUCUGCUCCGCCAGCUGUGAGAACUGCUCUCGACCUCAGUGGCACGAUCCUAACGGCAGAGAAAUCACUGAAGACGGAAUAGAAAACACCAUCAAGGAUGUAUACACCACCAAUGUUGGUACCUUCACUUCUAUGUUGACGAUAACAUCACUGAAUUCUUCAUGGGUUGGCGAGUAUAUAUGUUGGUUCAAAAAUCAAGAGAAAACGAUUUCCGUUCAACUAUUCGGGAUGCCAACGUCAUCAUCAUCUGGAAGCAAUGGCACGUUAAAUCAGUCAACGACUCCAAAUGUAACGGUAGUGACCAAUGAGACAAUGGUGUACAAUGCCACAAUGAUGUACAACGUCACUACGACUCAAACACAAAACGUCACAAUGGUUUAUAACGUAACAUCCCAACCUACACCGUACUUCAUGAAUGACACGUCACACAACGUCACAAUGAUGAUAAAUUACACCACGGCAUCAGGUACGAAAACAAUGUGA